CCAGUGAACUUCAUUCCUCUCUAUUACUGAUACCAGUGUCCUCUACAUUCAUUUUCCCUCGCACCACUGUCUAUGUAUACCAAUCCGAUAUAAGUAUACGCACACAAAAUCAAACGCAACAAUACCUUACUAUGUAGAACAAAGUUAGAGAUUAUCGAGGACACGUAAAUAUUUUACAAGCAACAAACUUUUGACAUUGUAAAUAAUUUUAUGUAAAUAAAGAAGUAGAUAAGUAGUUAUAAUAUCGAUAAUGACAGUUAAAGUAUUGGUAUAGAACUUCGUUCAAAGAUAUUUUUUAGGAGUUUUAUGUUUCGACAAGGUUAAGGUAAUAUUUAAUAAUAAAUUAUAUUUGUCGCAUCGUCAACGGCGCAUCGUCGCAUCAAUCGGCGACGUAAUUUAUUUCCAAUUUAAAAAUCGAAACUUUGAUGGCUUUUUCACAAUCAAAUUCGAGAGAAUUACAGAAUAGAAAAAUCUUAGAAGAAUUGCAAUUAAAAAAACAAUUGCUUUUAAAGCAAGGUGUAGCACCAACAUUGAAUACAUCAUUAGCCGUUACAUCAACAGGUUGUCCUUCUAAUUUGCCUCCUACACAGACCUCUGAUGGUGUUGUAAUGAAUGCAUCCCAAAGAGCUGCUUUACAUAAUGCACAUGCAGCAUCAUCAGGUUACUUUGUAACACAGGAUUCUUCCUUUGGCAAUCUUAUUUUACCAGUUCUUCCAAGAUUUGAUGCUAAAUAAAAAAAUUAAGUUGCAGCUUCAAA
Molecule: messenger RNA, 757 nt
Organism: Bombus terrestris (buff-tailed bumblebee)
Lineage: Eukaryota; Metazoa; Arthropoda; Insecta; Hymenoptera; Apidae
Product: SOSS complex subunit C
Exons: 4
Coding region: 426-734 (102 amino acids)
Biological process (GO): DNA repair
Cellular component (GO): nucleus; nucleoplasm; SOSS complex
Source: RefSeq, a predicted model, not a curated record